GGUUUUCACUUUUGCUGGGCCAUCGUUCGUCGCGAAGGUUGUUUGUGCGUUGUUCGAAUUUGGAUUUUUCCUUUCGAUCGGGCGCGAGUGAAAAUCCUUUUGUUGAGGAAAAUUUGUGAAGUUUUUUUGAUCAGUUUGAAGUUUUAUUCGAUUAAUUUGAUGAUUUGUGCCUGCCGUGCAUAGUGUUUCGGUCUUCGCGAAAGCUGCAAGCUCUUGAAGAGUGUGGCAAUCGUCACAACAGAAAAGUGUGCGGAAGUGACUGCCCUGAGCGUUCGCUGUAGGAAAUGAGCAGUGCAAAAGUGGCUCCAGCACCAGCAGUGACAAUGACCACGACUGAAACGGUCACCGCUUCCGUCGCCGCCAAGGCAGCUCAACAGACCACGGCGUCCGCGGCGGCGGCUGGGUCACAGACUCAGCAGCAGCAACGUUCCUACGGGAAGAUUGUCCUAACGUUGGAAAAUUGUCUACUCCCGGAGCCGAAGCUCGAACUGACGCCCUCGCAAGCGGAUGGAUUGGAUCGGGAGACGGAGAUCGAUCUACGAAUACUGGGCUGCGAGCUCAUCCAGACUGCCGGAAUCCUGCUAAAACUGCCCCAGGUGGCCAUGGCAACCGGGCAGGUACUGUUCCAGCGGUUCUUCUACUCAAAGUCCUUCGUACGGCACAGUAUGGAAGCGACGGCGAUGAGUUGCGUCUGCUUGGCGUCCAAAAUCGAGGAAGCCCCUCGGCGCAUUCGGGACGUCAUCAACGUGUUCCACCACAUCAAACAGGUCCGCGGACAGAAGCCCCUGAUACCGAUGAUCCUGGAUCAGCACUAUAUCAAUCUGAAGUCACAGGUGAUAAAAGCGGAAAGACGAGUUCUCAAAGAGCUGGGAUUCUGCGUCCACGUGAAGCAUCCUCACAAGCUGAUUGUCAUGUACCUGAAGUACCUGGAGCUGGAGAAGCAUCAAAGCAUGAUGCAGAUGGCGUGGAAUUUUAUGAAUGAUUCGUUUCGAACGGAUGUUUUCGUGCGUUACCAACCGGAGACAAUCGCUUGCGCCUGUAUCUAUCUGACGGCCCGGAAGCUGAACAUUCCUCUGCCUAAUAACCCCUCGUGGUUCCUAAUAUUCCGGGUUAGCGAAGAAGAUAUGUUGGAUGUAUGCUAUAGAAUAAUGGCUUUGUAUAAAAGAUCAAAACCAAAUGCAGAAACUUUGGAUGACGCUGUAGAGAGUCUCAAAAAGAAAUACCAAGACCAAAAGAAGAAAGAUCGAUCGGACACGAGCACUCCGCCUACGGUGAUUACCGUUGACCGUAACAACGGGUCCCACAACGCCUGGGGCGGCUUCAUCUCGCGAGCUCUCCCCGUUACAGCCGGUGGCGACAACAAUGGAAAUAACAACACCGACAAGGACAGCAAAAAGUCACACUCAAAGUCGCGAUCACGCUCACGCUCGCCACGAUCCCGAUCGAGAUCGCACUCUCGCUCGCGUUCGCCUUCUCGUUCACGUUCCCGCUCAGCAUCGCGAUCGUCGCGUUCGAAAUCUCGGUCCCCCCGGUCGCGGACACAGUCGCGAUCGCGGUCUCGAUCGCGCUCUUCGCCGACCACGCACUCUCCGGCGCACUACAACGACAAAAGCGGCGGUUCACGGAAAAGCAAAAAGACGCGCCAUCGAUCGCGAACCCCGUCCAAAUCGUCCGGCAAGAAGAAGUCCAAACACUACUCGCGCUCCCGCUCGGUCACGCCCGACUCGCCACCAAAGUACAAAAAGAGCGAAAAGAAAUACGAUCGCCGAAGAGACGACCGGGACAGCCGUGACAACCGGUACAUCAACGGAAACGAUCGGGAUCGCUCGUCCAAGAAUGAUCGGGACCGGAAUCGCGAUCGUGAUCGUAAUCGCGACCACAAGGGCGGCUACGAUAGGGAUGACUACCGGAAGGACCAUCGCAGCGGCGGCUACGGGAACGGCGACAAGCGGGACAAGUAUAGCAGUAGUAGCAGUAACCGACACAGCAACGAUAGGCAUCGAUCUUCAAAGCACGACCGGGAACGGGACCGUAGGAGAUAAGGUUGUGCUACUGUGGUCGGUUGGAUGUUUUUUAUCAAGUUGUGGAAAUGCCAUUUUAAGAGGAAUUCUUAGGUUCUAAUUGUUUUUUUUGGAAAGAGUUACACAGUGAUGAUUAGGAUAUGAACGAACCUUAUACGUUUUGUGGGACAUUGAUCACCAAACGAAUAGCUUUGAUUUACAAACUUCAUAUGAUAUGAUCACAGGUUGAGCUUUAAUGUGUUUGUUAAAAUAAAUUGCAUUCAAAUUGACAACGUAUGAUGGAUAUUUCACCGAAGCUAUAAAUGUGUUUCGGAUUUUUUUUUCAAUUGAAUUGUCUGAUUUGCUUCGAGAAAAGACAAUUAUGCCAGUAGCAUUUGGCCUGUGUAUAAACUUCUUCAUUUCACACUGAGAAUAGAUCAAAUGGAACAAAAAUAAAAUUACUUGAAAUGCGA
Aedes albopictus (Asian tiger mosquito) is the source of this 2473-nucleotide messenger RNA. RefSeq names its product cyclin-L2. The record is from RefSeq and is a predicted model, not a curated record. The transcript has 4 exons. Gene Ontology annotation, cellular component: nucleus. NCBI's taxonomy places the organism in Eukaryota, Metazoa, Arthropoda, Insecta, Diptera, Culicidae. Gene Ontology annotation, biological process: regulation of transcription by RNA polymerase II. Gene Ontology annotation, molecular function: cyclin-dependent protein serine/threonine kinase regulator activity. The coding region runs from base 285 to 2042 and encodes 585 amino acids.